Molecule: messenger RNA, 2606 nt
Organism: Cyprinus carpio (common carp)
Lineage: Eukaryota; Metazoa; Chordata; Actinopteri; Cypriniformes; Cyprinidae
Biological process (GO): actin filament organization
Molecular function (GO): actin binding
Source: RefSeq, a predicted model, not a curated record
GUCUGCUGAUGCUGAGAGUAAGAACUAGGAAGAGAAACUCAGUGCUUGCUGUUCAGUCUAGUCACCGGUAGUGCAGAGGAGAUCGCUCGUUUUCUUCCAGGGUCUCUUUCUUUCUCUUCAAGUUUCAUUUUUUAACGGUUUGUUCCAUGAGCAUAUGAGGCCAUGAAGCGAGCAUUGAAGGGGAAAGGUCAGGAGAAUGUGGGCAGCUCUCUGCUCAGUCCACAGGAGAAUGAGAGGCUGGAGGAUCUGCUGGGCAGGAGGUGUGUGUCUCUGUCCUCAGCGGUCGUGCAGUUACUCAUGGCUCUUCCGAGCGAGCCGAACCGCUGGACACCACAGCAGUCUGGAGUAGUUUGUUUCGUCAAAGACAGUCCUCAGCGCUCCUUUUUCAUCCGUCUCUAUGACAUGAAGGCAGGGAAGCUGGUGUGGGAACAGGAAAUCUAUAACCAACUGAUGUACCAAAGGACCAGGCCUUUUUUUCACACUUUCCCAGGAGAUGACUGUCAGGUGGGGUUGAACUUUGCAGAUGUAGGAGAGGCUGAAAAUUUCUUUGCUGUAGUGGAGGACAAGAUCAACCAGAGAAAUAGUCGUUUUUUAGAGAAACAGCAGAAAAAAGGACAAGAAUAUAGAGAUCAUGGAGCUUUGCCACCACUUCCUCGGCCAAAUGGUUCUGGCGUUCCUCCUUCUUCUCCCAUGCCUCCACUGGUACCAAGUAAUAUCCAGAACCAAAUGACCCCUUCCAAAUCAAAGAAAGACAAGAAAGACAAAGACAAGAAAAAUAAAAAGAAAGGAUCCAAACUGCUGAAGGGGGAUAUUGGAGCACCCAGUGGAUUCACGCAUGUCACUCACCUUGGCAUGGGUUCCAACAAUUUGGACCCAGACCUGAUGAAACUUCUGUCCCGUGCUGGGAUCAGUGAAGCAGAUAUGAAUGACUCAGAGACCUCUCAGCUCAUUUAUGAUGUCAUUGAGCGUUCAGGUGGAAUAGAGGCUGUUAAAAAGAAAGUGAACGAGCAGGAGUCUGCACGCCCUCCUGUUCCCAGUGGACAUCGGGGUUCUCUUCCCCAAGUGCCAUCUGGGUUCUCCUCAGCACCUCCACCACUACCUCAAGGACGAAUGGGGCCUCUACCGCCUGUCCCGGGUCAAUCCUCUGGUCCACCUUCUCAUCGAGGUUCCCUUCCACCUACACCACCAAGAGCAGUUGGAUCACCACAAAUCCCUGAGGGCCGUGGCAGUCCUCUGCCAGCCCGAUCCACAUCAUUAGGCCCCCUGCCACCGGUUCCUGCCGGAGGCCGUACCGGACCCUUGCCUCAACCUCCAGGACACCGCAGCGCACCCUUACCUCCUCCACCUGGAGGUCGGAGUGGAGGUUUACCCCCACCACCACUUCCAGGAGAACGUAAGGAGUCUUUAGCCCCCGUUCCAGGAAAGAGACCUGGACCACAAAUGACCGAAAGACGAGGUAGCUUUCAGCCGCCCCAACCUCCUGGGGCAGCUCCACCACCACUACGACCGGGUGUGAGGAGCACACCCUUACCCCCACCUCCGAGAGACAGUAGUGAAUGUUUGCCACCUCUGCCUCAAUCUAAUAUGCCAUUACCUCCUCCCCCAUCUGAUUUCUUCCCUCCUCCACCUUGUGAAUCAUUUCCUCCACCUGAAGACUUUGCUAAUUCUGUGCCUCGACCUCGUCCCUUUGAAUCCAACUUUCCUCCCAGAAGCAAUUCCUCGGGCUUCGCCCCUCCACUCCCUCCUAUCUCAUCCAAACCCAGUGCAGGCGGUCCGGCUCCACCACCUCCUCCUCCACCUCCCGCUGCUCCUCCUCCAAUGAACUUUGGAAACAAUCCCUCAUCUCCAAGUGGUCCGCCACCUCCAGCAUCCAGUGGUGGUGAAGGGGGUAGAGGAGCACUACUUUCCCAGAUACAGUCAGGGAUGAAACUCAAAAAGGUGGCCACCAACCCAGAUCCACCUUCACCUGCCCUGGAUACAGGAGAGGGAAUAGUUGGAGCUCUAAUGAUGGUGAUGCAGAAGAGGAGUAAAGUCAUCCAUUCAUCUGAAGAGGACGAUGAAUUUGAUGAUGACGAGGACGAUGAUGAAGAGUGGGAUUAAUCCUGGUGUAACUGAAAUACUUUCAGUACAUGUACCUAGGCAGUUUUAUAUGUUUUGAAAGUUAAACAACACUGAUCCAAAGCAUUCUCUCUAGGGAUGCACUGAUAUUCUGGCCAAUUCUGAAAAAUGCUGAUAAAUGGCUGGUAUUAAAAUUGUUAUUCCUAAACAAAUGAAAUCAAUUUCAUUAUACUUUAUGAAAAAUGGAUGUUCAUUUUGAGAUUUGCUAAAUAUUAAAUUUAAAAGAGAUGUUUAAAUUAUAGGGGUUUUUUUGUGUUACUUACCUUAAGUGAGCAUUGGAUUAUGGCAAAGGUAAUUAAAAGGUAAUCUAAUUUUUAAAAAAGUAAAAUAUUGUACCAACAUAUCAUGCAUAGGUUCUCUUUCUAGUCCCAAGGGUUCUCGGUUUCUGUGUUUCAGUUGAUGUAGAUAUCUAUAAUAUCAUAUAUGUGAAUCAGUACUGAAUGUUUUUACAAUAUGUAAAUAUACUAAAAUGUGAAUUGAAAAGUAAA